Molecule: messenger RNA, 477 nt
Organism: Verticillium nonalfalfae
Lineage: Eukaryota; Fungi; Ascomycota; Sordariomycetes; Glomerellales; Plectosphaerellaceae
Exons: 5
Coding region: 1-477 (158 amino acids)
Source: RefSeq, a predicted model, not a curated record
AUGGGUUCUCUUCCAACUGAGACGAUGCUGGCAGCACAAUAUAACACGGCUAAAAAUAAGGUGGAGGUCAACGAGGUUCCGAUUCCAAGAUAUUAUCGAAAUGCUAUGGCGUUGCCUGACGGAAUGGAUAUGAUCACCGCCGCGCCACUCUUCUGCGCUGGUAUCACGGCGUAUCACUGCGUCAAAGGUUGCAACCUCGUCCGAGGUCAAUGGAUCGCGAUCAUCGGCUGCGGCGGUCUGGGCCACUUGGCUGUACAGUACGCCAAAGCAAUGGGGCUCAAGGUUAUCGGGCUGGACAUUUCCGAUGCACAACUUGAAGAUGCGAAAGCCCUGGGUGCCGAUGCUACCUAUAACACCAAAACCGACAUUGAGUACGAGGCGAAGAUUAAGAAGCUCACGGAAGGCGGAUGUCAUGCAGCUGCUGUUUUCAGCGCCUCUCACGUUGCUUAUGGCGAUGCUCCUAGAACACUACGGUAG